AUGGGAUCGCUUUCCGCGGACAGAGGCACAGCUCGUGGUGUCUCCGGUCGCGAAGGAGCAGAUGGGCGGACGGCGUGGGCUUCCAUGUCGCUAUCCCCCUCGGCGGAGUGCAGCGACGACGCGGACGCUCGUCCCAUAAAGAGCGAGGGGCCGGCGACUCCAUCGCUGAUUGGCGCGGUGGGGCGGCCCCGCGGUGAUGGACGGGAGUGGGGGCUGACGCGUCGCUCGACGCCGCUGAGGAGGGCGGCGGAGCGGUACGGGUCAGGGGGCGAGAGGUGGGUGGCGGUCGCAUUGAGCUGA
Arctia plantaginis is the source of this 300-nucleotide messenger RNA. NCBI's taxonomy places the organism in Eukaryota, Metazoa, Arthropoda, Insecta, Lepidoptera, Erebidae. The record is from the annotation of a GenBank genome assembly.